AUGAGCUGAAAGGUCGAUGCCACUUCUUCUGCUGCAAACACCAGAACAGGUUGCCAUGCUAUCCAUCCCAGAUCUGAUCAAAAAGAAGAGAGAUGGAGGAGAGCUGAGUGAUGAAGAGAUCAAGCUCUUCAUCAGGGCCGUCACAUCUAAAACUAUGCAGGACAGUCAGAUAGGGGCCAUGCUGAUGGCUGUUUGGCUAAAAGGGAUGGUUUCCACGGAGAUUCAGACCCUGACUAAAGAGAUGAUGUCAUCAGGUCAAGUGAUGUCAUGGCCGGACAAGUGGAAAGGGUUGACUGUGGACAAACACUCGACGGGGGGAGUUGGGGACAAAGUGAGCCUGGUGUUAGCACCGGCACUAGCUGCCUGCGGAUGUAAGGUGCCAAUGAUUAGUGGGCGGGGCUUGGCUCACACAGGAGGGACUCUGGACAAACUGGAAUCAAUUCCAGGAUUUAACACGCAGCAGUCAGCUGAUCAGAUUCGAGAUAUCUUGGCCUCAGUGGGCUGCUGCAUCGUCGGUCAGACAGAGAUGCUGGUUCCUGCUGACCGAGUUCUGUACGCGCUGCGAGACGCAACCAGCACCGUGGACAGCCUGCCGCUCAUUACUGGUUCAAUUAUCUCAAAGAAAGGAGCCGAGUCUCUGUCUGCUCUGGUGCUGGAUGUGAAGUUUGGACGUGCUGCUCUGUACAAAGACCUGCAGGGUGCCAAACAGCUGGCACAGAUGUUGGUAGAAGCCGGUAACAGAGUGGGCAUUAAAACAGCAGCUGUGCUGAGUCGUAUGGACGGGACCAUUGGUCGAUGUGUGGGAAACAGCCUGGAGGUGCUGGAAUCCCUGGAAACGCUGAAGGGGAACGGGCCCGCUGACCUGAUGGAGCUGGUCAACACGCUGGGUGGGCUGCUGUUGCUGAUGACUGGUGUGGUCUCCAGCCUAUCAGAGGGCAAAAAGAAGAUUUCAGAGGCUGUGAUUGGUGGACAGGCCUUGUCUAAAUUUGAGGCCAUGAUGGUGGCUCAGGGUGUUGCCAUGGAGACAGCCAGAUCCCUUUGCUCCGCCCACACGGACUACUACAGCAUCCUGAGGAAAGCGCAGCAACAGCUGGACCUGACGGUUCCUGCAGAUGGUGUCGUCGUGGACCUGGACGGCUUAGUUCUGGCUCAGGUUCUUCACAAGCUGGGGGCGGGGCGAUCACGAGCAGGAGAGCCCAUCAAUCACAGCGUGGGGGCGGAGCUACUGGUGUCACCGGGUCAGCGCGUCAAGAAAGGUGAGUCCUGGUUGCGUCUUCACUACGACCAUCCGGUUCCAGAUCAGGUGGCUCUUCUGCAGAAAGCUUUGAGGGUUGGAAAGGACAACAAAGCAGCGGAAGGAGAGUCUUCUCUGGUGGCAGAGCUGCUGCUGCCCAAUGAGGCGCACACUUUGUGACGUACUACUUUUUUUUUGUUCGUCGGCGCCUAGCGCCCUCUGCUGGAUGUUUAGGAAGUAAAUCUGACAGGAAACGGAAUGAGAAUGAACAGUUGAUUUUUGUAGAAGAGAAUAGACUUUAAUAAUCCCACAGCGGAGAAGUUCACUCAUUAAGGCGGCACAUACAGAGAAUAAGAAAAAAUAAUGUAGAUAGAUACACAAAAGUAGGCCAUUACCGAAAGCUAAACGGCAUACAGGAUGCACAUCUGGGUACGGGUCAUGUGACAAAGGAUAAUGCCAGUACCAGUUCAACUGUGGAUUUAUAGUCUUACUGCAGGGGGAUUGAAGAACCAACGGUAGCGUUCUGUUUUACAUGUUGGACGUCUCAAUCUGCCACUAAAAGCAGAGAAUAAAAUUCUACCACUUUGUCUUUAAA
This is a messenger RNA of Nothobranchius furzeri (turquoise killifish), 1829 nucleotides long. It is a transcript of the gene tymp, whose product is annotated as thymidine phosphorylase. NCBI's taxonomy places the organism in Eukaryota, Metazoa, Chordata, Actinopteri, Cyprinodontiformes, Nothobranchiidae. The record is from RefSeq and is a predicted model, not a curated record. Gene Ontology annotation, cellular component: cytosol. Gene Ontology annotation, molecular function: 1,4-alpha-oligoglucan phosphorylase activity; pyrimidine-nucleoside phosphorylase activity. Gene Ontology annotation, biological process: pyrimidine nucleobase metabolic process; pyrimidine nucleoside metabolic process.